Molecule: messenger RNA, 2510 nt
Organism: Apodemus sylvaticus (European woodmouse)
Lineage: Eukaryota; Metazoa; Chordata; Mammalia; Rodentia; Muridae
Gene: Clic5
Product: chloride intracellular channel 5
Exons: 6
Coding region: 1-1200 (399 amino acids)
Source: RefSeq, a predicted model, not a curated record
AUGAACGAAGACUACAGUGAUAUCUAUGAUACAAUCCAAAGGAGUAGUCCAGUCCCUCAGGAGGAAAACGGUGCUCCUUUGUAUGACAGAGUCCACGAAGACGAGGGGACUGAAAAUGAUCUCUAUGCCACCAGGCCAGAAAGCCACGAAUAUGACUAUUUGUCACCAUAUGUCUCAAACAGUGAUGAAGCCACCCCAGCCUCCCUGGAGCCAGAAGCAGAUGGCUACCUCCUACCUGAUGAGGUGUUUUCUGAGCCCCAGGAGGUCGGAGAGGUCUCCAUGGGAGACUCACAAUCACCAAGCCAGGACCCAGAGCCUCUCCGGUGGGAGCCUCAGGAGAAUGGAACCACUGUGGAGGAAGAGGUGCCUUCUUUCGUGAGCUUCAGGGUUCAGCACAGCAAGGUCCUUGCCGCAAGCGAGGGCUCCCCUACCUGCCUUUCUGCUGCUGUUAGUUUGGAAGAAAAUCAAGCAGCUGCCAGCGACCCUGAGAUCUUCCUGUUUGUGAAGGCUGGGAUCGAUGGGGAAAGCAUCGGCAACUGUCCUUUCUCUCAGCGUCUCUUCAUGAUCCUCUGGCUGAAGGGAGUCGUGUUCAAUGUCACCACCGUGGAUCUGAAAAGAAAGCCAGCCGACCUACACAACCUGGCUCCUGGCACACACCCGCCCUUCCUGACCUUCAACGGGGAUGUGAAGACGGAUGUCAACAAGAUUGAAGAGUUCCUGGAGGAGACCCUAACCCCUGAGAAGUACCCCAAACUGGCUGCAAAACACCGGGAAUCUAACACCGCGGGCAUCGACAUCUUCUCCAAGUUCUCAGCCUACAUCAAAAACACCAAACAGCAGAACAACGCUGCCCUUGAGAGAGGCUUGACAAAGGCGCUGAGGAAGCUGGAUGACUACCUGAACACCCCUCUGCCAGAGGAGAUUGAUACCAACACCCGUGGAGAUGAGAAGGGGUCCCAGCGCAAGUUCCUGGAUGGGGAUGAGCUGACCCUGGCUGACUGCAACCUGCUGCCCAAGCUGCAUGUGGUCAAGAUUGUGGCUAAGAAGUACCGGAACUAUGACAUCCCAGCUGAGAUGACAGGCUUGUGGCGGUACCUCAAGAACGCCUACGCACGGGACGAGUUCACCAACACUUGUGCAGCAGACAGCGAGAUUGAGUUGGCCUACGCAGAUGUCGCCAGGCGCCUCAGCCGAUCCUGAGCUUGGCUGUCUGGCCCAGUUUCUGCUGUAGAAGAAUUCUACUUCUCCCAAAGGCUUUCAGCUCUACAGACUCUUCUUCCUCAUUGCUUUGGGGAAACAUAAAAAAAUUUAGGCCACAUCUUACUGGCACCCCUGAACUCAACUCCAACCUUCUACCUUCUAAGAUCAGUGCCAUCCUUCUGCCUUGCCCUGCAGGAGCCUGGCAAGAGGACAUGGUAGAAGAUUUUUUUCCACCUGCUAGUCUGAUCUAGGGUCAGUGUGUCUGGGGUCCGUUUGCAGACCUCCCAUGGGAUUGUCACUGUUCCCUUCUGCCAAUAUCAUAAUGCUUUCUCAGAUGCUCUAACAACUUGAAAUGCCGGCUUCUUCCUCCCCUCCUUCCUCAGCAACUGCAAGGUGACGGACAAAUAUCAUUACAUGAUCAUUAGGGAGAGAUCUAUGCCUUGAGUGGGGAGACAGUAGUUGGGGGGAUUCAGCUGGGGGUAAGUCUGGAUAUCUAGCAAAACAGUUCCAGAUGCUCACUAUUUCUGACAGUGGGUCAGAUGGAGACACCCCCAACACAUAAUACACCCCAGUUUCCUGCAGUCCUGGAACUGGUGCAAUAUGAUUACAUCCUGGCCAGCACUGAUCCAAGUUUUCCUCCUGUCUCCAUUUUGCCACAAAGGCAGUUGACCUACAACUCUAAACUGAGGUGACCCAGAUAGGGAGGACUUCUGGGAAGCAAUGUUGAUGCCAAAAGGCCCACCAGGGUCUACAGCCACAGCGGUCACUGGCUGAAGGGUAGUCGUCCACUGGAGAUCACAUGAUUUUGUGUGUGUGUGUGUGUGUGUGUGUGUGUGUGUGUGUGUGUGAUUGUGUUCUUCAAUGGGUGGCUUUGGGUGGAGCAAGAGAUAGAAGUGGAUGGAGAGGGAUGGGUGGAGAUAAAGUUCUAUGUGAGUUUAAUGUAGCCUAGAAAACUUUUAGAGUGGUCUUCUCUCUCAUCUAAAUCUUGGACUGGUGUGGUGGCACCCCUAUUAACUGUAGAGCAGACUCUAACAUCAGCCAAAAAAUGUCUUCUAGGCCCUUCCUAGUCACUUGCAGAUGUGGGUUGCCACCUGGCUAUGCUCAGUUUCUUCAGCCCCAGCCUCUGAGGGAAGAGAAAGUCUAUUAAGGAAUGGUGUGAUCGUGGGCUCCCUUAAGAAGAAAGUCCACUGGUCUUUCUGACUGGGAAGCCACAACUUGGAUUUGGAAAACAUGUAAUGCCCUGGGUUCAAUUUCCCACCCUCAGACUCAUUUAUCAGAGUUUUAAGAAAAACAAUUCUUUUUUUUUUUUU